Molecule: messenger RNA, 5076 nt
Organism: Nyctereutes procyonoides (raccoon dog)
Lineage: Eukaryota; Metazoa; Chordata; Mammalia; Carnivora; Canidae
Gene: LMF1
Product: lipase maturation factor 1
Exons: 11
Coding region: 2448-3746 (432 amino acids)
Biological process (GO): protein maturation
Cellular component (GO): endoplasmic reticulum membrane
Source: RefSeq, a predicted model, not a curated record
CCUGCCUGGCGCACAUGCUCUUGUGCUAUCGCUCUCUUGGCAUUUAUCUGGGAUUUUUUUUUUAAAUCAAAGCAACUUUCAUCAACUAUUUGGUUGCUCGAAAUCCAGCUUCUCUGGAAAACUCAGGAUAGAACACUUUAUCCUUUCCCUUGUCAACUUUCAGAAGAAUCACCUAGUCCCCACGUACCCUAUAGGGUUCCUUUUAAUGUCAUUUGCAGUUGCUGCCAGUGCCACUCAAUAGUUAAGCUCAUUUUCUGUAGAUUUUUUUUUAACGUUCUGUGUAGGCAAUCAUAUUUUUUUCUAUGUCAAGUCUUAGAAUUUUUCUUAUUUUUACAGUGGCUAAGAAUAAGUGUUACAUAGGAUGUUUUAAAUCAUGUUAUCGUGAAAAAUUUCAAGCAUACCAAAAAAACUUAAAGGAUUGUAUAGUAAAAACCCAUAUAUGGACCAUAUAGCUUCUACAGUUUUUAUUUUACUAGAUCUUUUCCUUUAUAUAGUUAAUCUCUUCAUCUCUCUAUGCGUCUAUUGAUCCAUCAUAUAUUUUGACGCAUUUUGAAGUUAAUGUCACAUAUCCGUGAACUUCAGUAUGCAGGUCAUUAACUAGAGCUCAGUGAGUGCUCAGGUUUUUCUCCCUCGACAAGGAAUCCACGCACAAUGAGAUGCUCCAGUCUUAAGUAUAGAGUUUUAGAGUUUGACAAAUGCAUGCACCCAUGCAAUCCAAAUCCCCAUCAUUCCCAUUUAUGCAAAGGUAGGAGACUCAUCUGCUCCGAGACUGAGCCUGGGUAGGAAUUUACGGGACUUUGUGGCUCCACCAGGAGGGAAGUCCUGCUCAGUUGGCAGCUCUCUGCAGACAGCUGUGUCCUGUUUGUCCCAUACUCAGGAUCCUUGAUUCCAGUGGCCCGUGCUGAAGGGCCAUCAUGAAUGGUGAACGACAGCUGGAGGACUCAGCAGGUCUGAAAAAUGAAAUCAAAAUAAGUCAAACGAAAGCAGGUCUUCGGUGGUGACUAUCGGGGAGACUUCUGCACGCUGAGGCUGCAGCGUCUUCUGUAACGACGUGAUGGGUCUUUCCACCUCUCUGUUGUUAGUAACGUAAGGCACAGACGUCACGUUCUUACCACUUUAUGUCCAAAAGAAAACGGCUUGUGUUCCCGGCUCCUUUGCAGCACGGCCUGUGCUGGCGAGCCACCUUCCGCCCUUGUGCUGCUCCUGCUGGCGGGGUCAGUGCUUCUUCCUUUCACACCUGUGCUGGGACUGCCGGUGCUUGAUCUCCUCAGAUCUUUGUGUCAGCAUCCUCUCUGAAAGCUUACGGACUCUUGGUUCUGAUCUCAGAACAGAUCGUUGCAUGAGGUGGAAGAGUCUGCGUUGGGUUCUCUGCUUCCCACCUCUGUCGUUUCUGACAAGAAGUCAGCUCUCAUUUGUCCUCUCAUUUCUCCAAAUGUCAGGCUGCCUUUUUCUCUAACUGCUUGGGAGGUUUUGUCCUUGGGUUAUCACAGUUUGUAUUAGGCUUCUUUGUGGCCUUUUUUGGAUACUAUCUUAUGAUUCUCUAAGGUUCUUGAACUUGUCUUUUACCAAGUUUGAUCAUUUUUGACAAUAUAUUUUAGGGUUUUUUUUCUGCCCAUUUCUCUCCUUCUAAGAUUCCAGUUACAUGUAUGUAGGACCUUUUGAUGAUGCCCCACCAGUUCCUGAGAGUCUGUUCUUUUGUUAUUCAGUCUUUAAAAAAAAAAAAUUAGUAGGGGCACCUGGGUUUCUAGGGAUGCCUGGGGGGCUCAGUCAGUUAAGUGUCCCACUGUUGCUUCCUGCUCAGGUCGUGAUCUCAGGGCCUGGGAUCUAGCAUCAGGCUGUGUGCUCAGCGUGGAGUCAACUUGAGAUUUUCUCUGCCCCCUUGCCCCCACCCACUCAUAUGUGCUCUCUUCCUACAAUAAAUAAAUCUUUUUUAAAAAUCUGUUAUUAAAAAAAAUCUGUUAUUCAUAUUGAAUAACUUCAGUUGAGCUAUUUUCAGGUUCACCACCUUUUUGUUCUCUGUCCUCCCAACUGCUAUUACGUUAAUCUAGUAAAAUUUUAAUUUCAGGUAUUUUCCUUUCCAAUUCUAGAAUUUGCUUGGUUCUUUUCUUAUGCUUCUGUUUCUCUGCCCAGUUUCCCUAUCUCUUUAUGCCUUAUGGGCAUGUUUUCCUUUGUAUCCUUGAACACACUUACAUGGAGCCUCACUGUGUGCUCGCGGAGCUUGCAUUCUGGGCGCAGCGUGAAGAGAGAAGGAGAACAGAGAAGGGGAAGAAGCGAGAUAUGCUGUCUGUGGCGUGGCGAGUGUGCUGUUCGGAUGGGAGUCCCAGCUUCUGGAAACAGGAUUCCUGGGGAUCUUCCUCUGCCCUCUCUGGACUCUGUCUCAAUUGCCCAGGGGGACCCCCCCGUCCCAGAUCGUUCUGUGGGGCUUCCGGUGGCUGAUUUUCAGAAUCAUGCUUGGAGCAGGCCUGAUCAAGAUCCGGGGAGACCAGUGCUGGCGGGACCUCACCUGCAUGGACUUCCACUACGAGACGCAGCCGGUGCCCAACCCCGUGGCCUACUUCCUGCACCAGUCGCCGUGGUGGGUUCAUCGUGGGGAGACACUCGGCAACCACUUCGUGGAGCUCGUGGUGCCCUUCUUCAUCUUCCUGGGCCGGCGGAUGUGCGUCCUGCAUGGGGCCUUACAGAUCCUGUUCCAGGAGGACGUAAAGAAUGAACGUUCUCGGCCAGCGAGCGUCCUUCCAGAGGAGCGGCUUCAGGCCUGGGUUUCCGCGGGGGUGUCAGCGAGGAGCCAGGGGCGACACCGUGUCCCGACAAUGCAAGGAACCCGUGGGUGUGAAAGGGUGGCCGGGCCCAGCAGGCACCCGAGGACCCGCUGGCAGGGCUCCCUCGAGGCGCACCAAGACCGCUGCAGCGUCCCGCAGGCACACGCACAGGUGAUCCUUAUCAUCAGCGGGAACCUGAGCUUCCUCAACUGGCUGACCAUGGUGCCCAGCGUGGCCUGUUUCGAUGAUGCAACUCUGGGGUUCUUGUUUCCCUCUGGGUCUGGUGGCCUGAAGUACCGAGUCCUGAAGAUGCAGGAGGAGGCUGCCCGAGGGGCCCCAACCCCCCUGAGAUACGGCUGCAUGGUACGGCGGGCAGUGCACCUGGCGCUGGCUGCCCUGGUGGCCUGGCUCAGUGUCCCCGUGGUCCUCAACCUGCUGAGUCCCACCCAGAUCAUGAACACCUCCUUCAAUCCUCUGAGGAUCGUCAACACGUACGGCGCCUUUGGAAGCAUCACCAAGGAGCGAACGGAGGUCAUCCUACAGGGCACGGCCGCCCCCAACGCCAGCUCACCCGAUGCCGUGUGGGAGGACUACGAGUUUAAGUGCAAGCCGGGCGACCCAGGGCAGCGGCCGUGCCUCAUCUCCCCCUACCACUACCGCCUGGACUGGCUCAUGUGGUUCGCGGCCUUCCAGACCUACGAGCACAACGAGUGGAUCAUCCACCUGGCAGGCAAGCUCUUGGCCAACGAUGCCUCAGCUCUGUCCCUACUGGCCAUCAACCCUUUCGAGGGCAGGGCGCCCCCCAGGUGGCUGCGGGGAGAGCACUACAGGUACAAGUUCAGCCGCCCUGGGAGCUCACACGCCGCCGCAGGCAAGUGGUGGCUCCGGAAGAGGAUCGGCCCCUACUUCCCCCCCGUCAGCCUCCGGGACCUGGAGGACUACUUCCGCUCCCGGGAGUGGCCGCACCCGGCCGUGGAUGUGGACUAGAGCCGCCCGGGCACCGACGAAUAAAGCCCGGCCUGGCCGCGUGAGUGGAGUCUCGUGCGCCGGGCAGCGCCGCCCACUGUCCUGGAAGCGCCCUGGGGGGCGGCGGGUCCCUGGGAGCAACUCUCCUGGCCUCUCCAGGCAGCCCCAGGCACCAGGGGCAGCUAAAGACCUGUGUGCCUGGCACGGCUACGAGGAAGCUGCCAGUCCCUGCUGGUGCCCCCACGUCGGGCGGGCCCCGCCCUCCUCCCUGCCCGCAGCCGCCUCAGGACCUUCAUGCCGCCCCGAGGCCCGGCGCCCAGAAGCGGGCACAGAAGCCCUUUGUUCCUGCCUGGGCAGGGCUCCUCCCCUGCUCUGCGGCCCCGGCCCCCCCAGCCUCAAACCCCGGGGCACAGCCAGGGCCGGGGUGCCCACAGCGGCCAUUCCGAGGCCCCGCGGGCACGAGUGAAGCUAACUACCCUUGCCUGGAGGCCUCUGCCCUGUGAGCUGGGGUGGCCCCAGGGCCCUACCGCCUGACCUUCGUGGGGAGCAAACAACUCCCGCCCAGGGAGAGGUCUCUCUGCUGAAGCAACAGCCAAGCACUGGGUGGCACAGCCCCCCCCCGGCCCUGGACAGUCCCCCCUUCUCAGCCGGGCAGCAGCAGGCACCCCCUCCCUCCCCCCACACCGUCCAGAGGGCCGGGCUGCAGCAGGGAGGGUCCCGGCGGGAACGAGGUGGGCACAGUGCGGGUCUGUGUGGGGCCAGCGGUCCAGGUGCCGACAGAGGGGCCGUGUUCCUGCUCGCAGGCAAACAGGCUCCCUGUGUCUGUCAGCACAGACCCGGCCUCAGAGCAGAGCCUGGAGCCAGCAAGUCUGCCCGCGGCAGCCGCAUGGAGUUGACCACCGGCCUGCUGUGCCCUGGGCAGCCCUGCCCUGGGGGCUGUCCUAGGAGUCCUGCCAACGGGUGGGGGCCCCGAGGACCGAAGAAGCCGGUGCCUUGGCUUGGGUGCCACCCCCCAGGACCACAGCAGGGCCCUGCCACCCCUCCUGCUGUACCCAGAACCCCUGCCCGGUGGCUCCUCCCUGGGCCAGCUGUGCCCCCCAGGCCCCCCACGAUCCUUGAGAGCCACACAAUGCUCAGGCCUUGGGGCACAUGGGGACACUUCAGGGGACCCCAGGUCCAGGCACUGGGCCCUCUGACCGAAGACCCCCCCAGAUCUCCUCCCACAGCCUCCACCCACGAGUCUGCAGACAGCUUCAGAGCCAACCCCGAGGCCCGCGGCCUCCUGAGACUGCAUCCCUCCUCCACCCAAAGCCCUCUGUGGCUCCCCUGCCUCACCGAGCACACGCCGGGG